This is a messenger RNA of Myxocyprinus asiaticus (Chinese sucker), 6019 nucleotides long. Its product is annotated as ATPase MORC2A-like. Gene Ontology annotation, molecular function: zinc ion binding. The transcript has 26 exons. Gene Ontology annotation, cellular component: nucleus. Lineage: Eukaryota; Metazoa; Chordata; Actinopteri; Cypriniformes; Catostomidae. The record is from RefSeq and is a predicted model, not a curated record. The coding region runs from base 2159 to 5284 and encodes 1041 amino acids.
AGCUCGUGUUUUCUUCGAGGGGGGAAAGCGCUGUUGGAGCGUUUCGCGGCCUUGAAUCUACUUUAUAGGAAUGAAAAAGGAAUAAACACAAGUUUGUUUCGUACUUUUCCAUGCAACAGGCAGAAAACGUUGGAUAAAGCACAAAACGGAGGUCACGGGAUGGUUAAAUGGUUUGCAUUAUUGAAAUCACAUGUACUGCUUGUGUAACUACAAAGGCUGUUGCAUUUGUUAAUGCAGACGGUUGUUUAUGGACAGGCCGCAGUUAUUAGACCAAUGCUUUACUGCAUGAACCAGGAGAUUUGUGAGUGUUUUGUGAGUCAAAAUAUUAGCAGCUCCAUAGUCUUUGCUGUUGUAUAUGGAUCUGAAGCGCCUGGCAGCAUUAGGUGGCCUUGGAUGUAUGGAUUUGCGGAGAAAUGCACACGCAUACAGUUAAAAGACAGACAUUAAAUGUCCCUCAGAGACUUCCCACUCAUCAUCUCACCUGUCUGCUUCAUUAUUUUGGCUAGACGAGGAAUAUUCUGUUUAAUUUUAUAAUGCAAAGUCGUUGCAUGCUCCACAAAUGCAUCCACACCAAAGGCAUUUGCUUCCAAUAAGAAAGGAUAUCACAAAUCUUAAAGAAACAGUUUGAUUUUUGUAAAUCAUUUUUUAAAAAUGUAAAUAAAGUUUGUGACUAGGUAAUUCUGUAAAAAGAGGUCAUAUAAAGUACAUAUUGGCACGUUUUCAAGUUUAGGCUAUGUUUGGAUUUGCAUACUACUCUUACUAUUUCAUGUAUACUGGGCGUAGCAUGCUAAUUAUCUGUAUGCAUGGUGGUACAUUACCGUAGUAGAGUUCAGAAUGGCAUACUACCAUACUACUUUUACUAGUUCUGGCGUAUCUGUAUAUGACCGAGUAGUAUGCCAUUUUGUACUACCAUACUACUCUUACUAGUUCUGGCACAUCUGUAUAUGACCGAGUAGUAUGCCAUUCUGUACUACCAUACUACUCUUACUAGUUCUGCCGUAUCUGUAUAUGACCGAGUAGUAUGCCAUUCUGUACUAACAUACUACUCUUACUAGUUCUGGCAUAUCUGUUUAUGACCGAGUAGUAUGCCAUUCUGAACUCAGUUGACCACUUUUGUCAGGAUGAGCUUGAAUCGAAGCACACUGCAUGGAGUACUGUAUCCCACAAUGCAGUGUACUUGACCUGACCUUCCAUUUCCAGUGUGACAAGUGAACUGGAACUGUGGCCACAAUUUUUAAGAGCUCUAUUUUGACUCAUUAUUUGAUUGGGUGGACAAAAGUUAAAAGGCGUGGUCAUCUAUAUCGUACACCUUCGCACGAUGAAAUUCCGCAGGCGAAGUGGGAAUCUGCGCGAUUGUGAAUUUCGCGCAAUGGACUUCCGGUGGCAAAGAAUUUCUGCUCGCUGUUUUUACAUGGCGUUCAAGUUUGAUUAAUUUUGACAGGUGAAUUUGUUUAAAGUGCAGCAUUAAAAAGAGGCUUUUUGCUGGUUUCACACAUGCACAACACCAACCUACACCAUCUUCGCUUGUGGAAUGUCGCAGUGCAAAGUUAACGAGACUGCCCCUUAGCAAAGUUUUACUCUAAAUUUAAUUUAAAAAUGGCACAUGACCAAAUUAUUCCAAGAUAACUGAACGACAUGAGUGUAACGUAAUGACGUCAUGUGACAACAAUGUAGCAUACUACCGUUUGAAACGUUUAGCAUUGCUUACUUUAUCACGUACUAUUUUUAGAAAUAGUAGGCAGUAUGCAGUAAAUACUUCCCAGGAUUCAGUUGGUUUUCCAUUCCGAACACGGCCUAAGGCUAAAUCCAUAAUAAAAUGUUUUUGUUUGAAAACGUAUUCAUUUCGCUCCACACUAGAACAGUGGUUUUCUCCUCCAAAAACGGAGACUUUCAAAAACGCGUAGAAAAUUGAAAACAGAGGUUCCAAACUUAACAGAUUAGUAUGAACUUCACCUUUUCCAAUGGGCUGGUCAUCAGGUAAUACUGGUCAACAGGAAUAUCAGCAUUCUUCAUUAAAACUAUGUGCAUGUUUGUGUGUUUUGUUGUUUUAUAGGUGUUGAGAAAUCACGCAUGAUUUUAAGUGUAUGGAGAGAAUGUAGAGGAGAGACGUGAAUACAAUCAGCUUCUGAUUUUUUAUAAAUUUCAUUUCUUUGAGACGAUGGCCUACCCAUAUUAUAGCUCACUAAACCGGGCUCAGCUCACCUUUGAAUAUCUGCACACAAACUCGACAACCCACGAGUUUCUAUUUGGAGCUUUGGCCGAACUCGUGGAUAACUCGAGAGACGCAAACGCCACACGGAUAGACAUCUACACAGAGAAGAGACCAGACCUGAGAGGCGGGUUUAUGCUCUGUUUCCUUGACGAUGGCACUGGAAUGGAACCCAGUGAAGCCACGCACGUUAUCCAGUUCGGCAAAUCGAGCAAACGGUUCCCAGAGUCUACUCACAUUGGCCAAUAUGGAAAUGGGUUAAAGUCGGGUUCAAUGCGUAUUGGGAAGGACUUCAUCCUCUUCACCAAAAAAGACGACAAAUUAACAUGUUUGUUUUUGUCACGAACAUUUCAUGAAGAAGAGGGUCUGGACGAGGUGAUUGUUCCAUUGCCCAGUUGGGAUGCGAAGACCCAGCAGCCUCUGACUCAAGACUCUGAGAAAUACGCGAUCGAGACCGAACUGAUCUUUAAGUACUCUCCCUUUAAGAAUGAAGAGCAGCUAUUUCGGCAGUUCAAGAAGAUUGAGGGACCCAGUGGCACUUUAGUUGUAGUUUACAAUCUGAAGCUGAUGGAUAACAGAGAGCCAGAGUUGGAUGUGGAAACGGACCACCAGGAUAUUCUAAUGGCCGGGACACCCGUAGAGGGAGUGAAGCCGGAGAGAAGGUCCUUCCGUGCGUAUGCUGCUGUCCUUUACAUCGACCCUAGAAUGAGGAUCUUUAUCCAGGGUCACAAAGUCAGAACCAAGAGAUUGUCCUGCUGCCUAUAUAAUCCUAGGAUGUACAAAUACACAUCAACACGCUUUAAAACCCGCGCUGAGCAGGAGGUGAAGAAGGCGGAUCACCUCGCAAAACUUGCUGAGGAGAAGGCGAGGGAGUCCGAGAGUAAAGCUCGUGCUCUGGAGUUAAAACUUGGUGAUGAUUUAUCCAAAGAGGCCAGGGCCGCGCUAAGAAAAGCACAAGAUUCGGCUGUGAUGUUACGUGCAGAAGCUACCAGAAAACAAGCCAUCCAUGCAUCCAAACAAAAAGCUUUGAAGGAGCCUAAGGAGCUGAACUUUAUCUUUGGCGUGAACAUCGAAAGACGAGACCAGGACGGAAUGUUUGUAUACAACUGCAGCCGUCUCAUUAAGAUGUAUGAGAAAACGGGACCGCAGCUGGAAGGAGGAAUGGCAUGUGGCGGUGUUGUAGGAGUGGUGGAUGUUCCCUAUCUAGUAUUGGAACCAACACACAACAAGCAGGACUUUGCAGAUGCUAAAGAAUACAGACAUUUACUUAGAGCCAUGGGAGAAUAUCUCGCACAAUACUGGAAGGACAUUAGUAUAGCUCAGAAAGGUAUAGUGAAAUUCUGGGAUGAAUUUGGUUAUUUGUCGGCCAACUGGAACUCCGUCCCAUCCAAUGAACUUCGGUUUCGCCGACGGAGAGCCAUGGAGAUACCAGUCACCAUCCAGUGUGAUAAGUGUUUAAAGUGGCGGACAUUGCCGUUUCAGAUGGACGCCGUGGACAAACGUUACCCAGACAGUUGGGUGUGUCUCAUGAAUCCAGAUGGAACUCAGGACAGAUGUGAUGCCUCUGAGCAGAAGCAGAAUUUGCCCAUUGGUGUGUUGAAAAAAGACAUCAAAACAACAGAGGACAAACAGAAAGAUCUGUCUCAGAAGAUCCGCCAACAGCAGGAAAAACUAGAAGCCCUGCAGAAAACAACAACAAUAAAAUCUGCAGUAGAUAUAAAACAGCUCCCACCAGCAAUCACAGCAAAACCCACAGAAGAGCGUACACCUCAGCCGACCCGCUCAUCCCAGCGAGCAGCCCCCCGCCCUCGCUCACCUCCUCUCCCUGCAGCGGUCAGAAAAGCUGUCAGUCAGUCACCGGCAGCAAAAACUCCACCCCCUAAACCAACGCCACCAUCACGACCUACUCGGACCCCACCAGCUCCUCCCCCACAACCCAAAGCUAAGCCGUCACCUGUUCCUGCCGCAAAGUCUACAAAACCCGCCCCCCAACUUGUAGCCCCGCCCCCAACUCCACCCUCAAAAGCACCAGCUCGCAGAAGUGCCACGCAGAGUCGCGCUGCGACACCAUCUUCCACCAAGACUGCAAACAAACAAACUCCAGCCACCAAGAAAGGCAAUGCAAAGAAGGGUAGAGUCCAGGAAGAGGAAGCUGAUGAGGAGCAAGAAGAGAGUGAAGAGGAGGAGGAAGAAGAAGAGGAGGAAGAAGAGGAGGAGGAGGAAGACAGUGCAUCAGAAGAAGAUGAGCCACAGCCCAAAAAAUCGAAGAUGGUGGCGUCUGUUCAGGGUCGAGGGAAAGCUGUCGUAGAGAAAACCCCAACACCACCUAAACAGACAAGCACAGAGCAUGUCACUAACAGCACUAAUGAAGAUCUGAAGAAAGACGCUGCAAAAAAUGCUCAGAAAGAUAAAGGCAUUCUGGUAGAGGCGAAGGUGAACGGGGAAUGGUUCACGGGUCGCGUUACUGCGGUUGAGACGGGGAAGGAGAGUGUACGCUGGAAGGUCAAGUUUGACUACGUUCCCAUGAACACUCCAAGAGACCGCUGGGUGUUUAAGGGCAGUGAAGACGUCCGUCUUAUGCGUCCCGCCUCGCCAGAGUCUCGAAGUCCAGACACCAAUCAGAUUCCAGCACGUUCUGUAACCCCGCCCACCACUGCCGAGCCAGACACAACUCAGAGCGGGCCAAGCAGGGAGACGACAGAAGGCCUCGUCACCAUGAUGAGGACGUUGCUACGGUAUUUUUUCCCGCCAGAUUUCCGAAUCCCUAAAGAUUCGGUGAACACUAUGAGCGCCGAGGACCUUGUGGCCUUCCCCAUCAAAGAGUAUUUUCAACAAUAUGAGGCUGGGCUGCAGAGUUUGUGUAACUCCUACCAGACUCGGGCAGAGUCACGGGCACGUGCUGUGGAGGAGAAGAGCAGCGGAGCAGAGGCUAAACUCAGAGAGUCUGAAGACAAACUUCGUAAACUACGAACGAACAUCGUCGCUCUGCUGCAGAAAGUCCAGGAGGACAUAGAGAUCAGUAGUGAUGAUGAGCUGGAUGCCUACAUUGAAGAUUUGGUCACCAAGGGAGAGUGAAACACUACAUCUAUUCUAUUUUACCUUCCUUCAUUUUCACUCUCUUCAUUUGUGUUCCAAUCAUUUUACGUGUUCAGUCGGAUGACCGGAGAUGAUUGCUGGUCGACCGCAUCUUCAUACCUGCCCAAAUACUGUGACAGAAAUCUGUAAAGCAGCAAGAACUUCAUGGCCGACUUCAACGUAAUCCUCCGUUCAAAAACACCACUAACACCGUCAACUCAUUCCUGGAGCAGAUAGCGUUUUCAUUUUGGACCUUGUGGGCCGCGUGUGAUGAGUGGAGAUCAAACCAGUUUCCUAGUUUUCUUGGUAAAUUGGUUUUACUCUUCACAGAGCUAAAGAGUUCAUAAUGUUGGCUGUUUUUAGGGUCUCAGUAUUGUAAAGCUUCAUUCUCAACCCUGAACUGCCGAUUUCAUGGAGUACGGAGAUGUUCUCACAGCUUAUAACGACUCUGCAAACCAGUUUGACUAUAAGCGAGCUUGAAAUGGGCUUUAACUUGCUGCUAUGUAUACGAAUUGUUUCAAGUUUGAGUUACAUCCCGUUUUUUCCACGUACUUGGACGCGACAUCUAAUUUGUGUUAUUUUUAUUUUUGUGUUAAGUUUUAUCUCUCCAUUUCCGUUUUUUGGAAUAAACACUGAUCUGAUACUGUUAACCUCUUCAGUUACAGUAUUUAGUCUUCUUCUUUAUAUCUGAGAAUAUUUUUAAAAAGUUUUAUUAAAACAGUCCAAUAAAGUUCA